AACCAGUUGACGAUGAUCAGUAUCAGCAAGACAGCAAACCAACUAGAAAACUUAACAAACUUUCCCAAUCAUUUUCUGUGUAUGAAACUGUUAGUUUCUCAGUCGGCAAAUGUUUUUAAGAUGCCACAUCUCUUGAUCUUCCGGACACAUGAAAUCGGAUAUUCCCAGUCACAGUUUGAAACAAGUUCCGAUAUGACUAGAAUCCUUUCUUUCCUUUCCAUUUUCAUCCUCUUGGUUUCAUCAUCUUCUUCGGAAUCAUUCUCUGGAAAAUUCAUCCAAUGCCUUUACCUGAAUUCACCCCCACAAAUUCCCAUCUCCGAAAUUGUAUACACCCCCAGAAAUUCUUCAUACACAGUCAUCCUUGAAUCCACCAUUGAAAACCUCAGAUUCUCUUCCCCGAUAACCCCAAAGCCAUUGAUUAUAGUCACACCCCUCGUUGAUUCCCAUGCGCAGGCAACAGUCAUUUGUUGCAAACAACAUGGUCUGCAGGUCAGGAUCAGAAGCCGCGGCCAUGACUACGAAGGCCUCUCGUACACCGCCGGCCUCCCAUUCAUCCUCCUUGAUCUUCAAUUCCUUCAUUCCAUUAGCAUUGAUGUAGAAGAAAACACCGCUUGGGUCGAGGCCGGAGCGACAUUAGGCGAAGUGUAUUAUGCGAUUGCAGAGAAAAGUUUAGUCCAUGGAUUUCCGGCAGGGCUUUGCCCGCUGGUUGGUGUUGGCGGGCAUUUCAGUGGAGGUGGCUUCGGCACCAUAUUGAGAAAAUAUGGCCUGGCUGCUGAUAAUAUUAUCGAUGCUCAUGUCGUCGACCCUGAUGGAAGAAUUCUCGACCGAGAAUCCAUGGGAGAGGGUCUCUUUUGGGCCAUUCGAGGCGGCGGAGCCGCAAGUUUUGGUGUCGUUCUUUCAUGGAAAAUCAAGCUUGUUUAUGUACCUCCCAUAGUCACAGUAUUCAACAUUGCCAAAACCUUAGACAAAAAUGCCACAAAACUUGUUCACAAGUGGCAAUAUGUUGCUCACAAACUUGACAAAAAUCUUUUUAUUAGACUUGUUAUAGAAGCUGCAAAGGUGACAUUUGACUCCAUGUUUCUUGGGAAAGCUGAUGAGCUCCUGGAGAUAAUGGAGGAUGGAUUUCCUGAAUUGGGUUUGAAGAGUAGUGAUUGCAUGGAGAUGGAUUGGAUUGGAUCCGUUCUUUAUUUUUCCAAGUACCCAAAUGGGACAACAAUUGAAGCACUGAAAGAGAGGACACCGCAGGAAAAGAUCUCCUUCAAGGGCACAUCAGAUUAUGUGAUGGAUCCCAUACCGGAAGAGGGGCUGGAGAAGCUAUGGAAAUGGUGUUUGGAAGAAGAGAAUUCGAUGUUGAUCAUGGACCCCUAUGGUGGUCGGAUGAGUGAGAUUUCAGAAUCUGAAAUCCCAUUUCCACACAGAAAAGGGAAUUUGUUUAACAUCCAAUAUGUGGUGUCUUGGGAUGAUGAUGGAAUUGUGGGAUCACAAAAGCACAUAGAUUGGAUAAGAAGGGUAUAUGAGCACAUGACUCCUUAUGUGUCUAAAAGUCCAAGGGCAGCAUAUCUAAAUUAUAGGGAUCUUGAUUUGGGUAGGAAUGUGAAUAAUGACACAAGCUAUGCAGAAGCUGCAAGAUGGGGGGUCAAGUACUUUAAAGGUAAUUUUAGGAGGCUGGCAAUUGUGAAGGGUAAGAUUGAUCCACACAACUUCUUUGCAUUUGAGCAAAGCAUCCCACCUCUCAUUUCAAAUGAAGGGAUGAGGGAAAUAGAGUGACAAAGAGGGCAACUUGCAGUUGCUGAAAUGAAGGUCCUGUCAGCUUUAGGGCUUUAGAUGCCCUUCCCAUUGGUUAUGGUGCCCAGAGAUUUGGUUGCAGCACGUUUUGCGGUAUUCUUUGAAUUCUGUGUUGGUAUUUCUUUCUAUUGGCUUUGAUUUGAACAUCAUUAGUGUCUUCUCCAUUGUUGUGGCUUUCCUUCAGGUGUACUGUUGUAGUCCUCUCGGUUGCACAAUCUCUAGCGAACCUUGUCAAACCACCUUAAUUGGAAGCCAUGGUUCUUGGUCUUUGUGCCAAGAAUAAAUAGAGCCACGUCAUUUAUUUGAUGCAU
Corylus avellana is the source of this 2096-nucleotide messenger RNA. Lineage: Eukaryota; Viridiplantae; Streptophyta; Magnoliopsida; Fagales; Betulaceae. The record is from RefSeq and is a predicted model, not a curated record.